Messenger RNA from Punctularia strigosozonata HHB-11173 SS5, 1104 nucleotides. RefSeq lists its product as uncharacterized. The record is from RefSeq and is a predicted model, not a curated record. The transcript has 4 exons. NCBI's taxonomy places the organism in Eukaryota, Fungi, Basidiomycota, Agaricomycetes, Corticiales, Punctulariaceae. Bases 1 to 1104 code for a protein of 367 amino acids.
AUGUCGGUCCACGCGCAUCAACCCGUGUCCGAACCUCUCCGCGGCAACCAACCAGAACCUGAAAGCCCUGGCCUGACAUACACCGAUACAUGCCAUCAUGCCAGUAUCCUGAUCCUCCGACAACUCGGCCUGGAUGUCAUCAAAGACAAGGCUCUGAAGUUUCCACAACCUGCAGAUGUCUCUCACUGGAGCACCGAUCCUAAAUACGCUCAUACUCCUCGAACCAUCACGAAUGACAUGGUAUUCCCUACCGGUUUGGAUGAACUGCGUUUAACCAACCGAGCAUCGUCCACGGUUCCAAGGGCAACAAGUCAAGACACCCCACAAGCAAUUCCCCAUAUCCCGGAGCUAUCGUUUGUAACACUCAAGGAACGCGCUGACGGCCAGCAGCGUAAUGUCACACGCAGAACGGUAUUCCAGCUUCGGGUGAAUGCGCGUUGUGAAGAAAACCGUAUGCGAAAUCGGCCUGACAAGGGUUCAUGGACGAUCAUGGACAUGAACAAGAUCGCAGAAUACGACAGAAAGAAAAAAGUGCAACGCCAAAAGGAAUUGCUCCAGAAGAAAAAAGAACCGCAUCAGCAGGUACCACGCAGGUCUAGAAGACGAGGUUUUCCUCCGUCGCCGCCUCCACGACGGCAGUUACGACUGGCUUCGCCUGUCAGGUUCUCAAUCCCCCAAUCGGCUGGUCAUCCUCCGGAACGUGCUGGUUCAUCCGCACAACCUCAGUCGAAAGUUGAACCUCAAGACCGCAGGAUUUGCCUCACAGUACCGCGCCCUAUGGUCCUGCGCUUGACUCCGCAACCGCAAAUGCAACCGCCAUCCCUGCCGGCACACCCGGCACACCCUCCGAAUAGGAGCAUGGCGCUCUGCGAACGCAAGUCGAAUCAAGUAUGUCCGACCGAGCCCGCACCCGUCUCGCCCAAGGUCCCCAGUCGUCGCAGAAAGGUGCCCGCGAAUCCUGAUGCAGGGCGGCGCGCUCAGGUCCCUUCAAAGGAAGAAGCAGUUCCCGAAGUUUGCGAGCCCAUUGCGCUCCGGCGGAGUAAACGCAAGAGGACGGAAGUCUAUCCGAUAGAGAACGCCACAAAGAGACGCAAGCCGCGGUGA